AUGAGUAACAUCUCGGCAUUGGCAUCUGAGUUUGUGCUGCACUGUGCUAUUGAUUCUCAGCAGAAGAGCUACACCAUCCCUGCCCUCAUCUUUGUCUACCUAGUGACGAUCUUUGGAAAUGUGCUGGUGAUACUAGUCAUUAAGAUGAAUCACCAGCUCCAUACUCCCAUGUUUUACUGCAUUGGGACCUUAGCCAUCAUUGACUUGGCCAACAGCACUAAUCUCAUCCCAAAAAUGCUAGCAGUUCUGCUAGAUUCUUCUAAAAUUGCAUCCGGACCAUGCAUACUUCAGAUGUUUCUAGUACUUCAUCUGGAAGCGGUGGAGUCCCUUCUGUUCACUCUGAUGGCCUGUGAUCGUUAUGUUGCUGUUGUUUAUCCACUAAGAUACCCUUCACUAAUAACAAAUAAAAUUGUUUGGGUUGGGGUCUUCAUUUCUAAUGUAGUUGUCACUUUGGCUCUUGUUCCUUAUUUGGUUUUUGUCCAUGAGCUACCUUUUUGUCGCACCAGAGUUCUUCCCUAUUGUUUUUGUGACUAUGCUACAAUGGUUAAUAUUGCAUGUACCGAAGAGCCAAAAUACUUGAUCGUUUUGACAACAACUUCUACAAUGCUCGGCAUGUGUCCUUUGAUUUUAAUUCUACUUUCCUACCUCAGGAUUGCAUAUGCAGCUCUUUCAAUUUCUUCCGUUGAUGGGAAAAAAAAAGUCUUCAGCACUCUUGGAACUCAUCUCUUGGUGGUGGGGCUUUUUUACUUACCGCUUUUAAUAUCGUACAUGUUGCCAGGGAUUGGAAUUAAGUUGUCCACUGAAGCUUAUAAUACAAUGGUAAUCGUGUCCAAUGUUGUCCCCCCUAUGAUGAACCCUUUAAUUUAUAGCUUCAGGAACAAGGAAAUCAAAGGAAGCAUACAGAGGCUGUUUAAAUGGAAAGUAACACCUGAAACUGGACAACGGUAG
This is a messenger RNA of Polypterus senegalus (gray bichir), 948 nucleotides long. Its product is annotated as olfactory receptor 1M1-like. Gene Ontology annotation, biological process: G protein-coupled receptor signaling pathway. Gene Ontology annotation, molecular function: olfactory receptor activity; G protein-coupled receptor activity. The transcript has a single exon. The record is from RefSeq and is a predicted model, not a curated record. The coding region runs from base 1 to 948 and encodes 315 amino acids. Gene Ontology annotation, cellular component: membrane. NCBI's taxonomy places the organism in Eukaryota, Metazoa, Chordata, Cladistia, Polypteriformes, Polypteridae.